This is a messenger RNA of Lactuca saligna, 1928 nucleotides long. NCBI's taxonomy places the organism in Eukaryota, Viridiplantae, Streptophyta, Magnoliopsida, Asterales, Asteraceae. The record is from the annotation of a GenBank genome assembly.
ACCGUUGUUAGCAACAAAACUCCACUCAAUAAAUCCAACGUCUUAAACCCACUUCCCAAGUGGAACACUUCCCCCAAAGCCAUUAUUUUCAAAUUCAAACUCCCCUUCUUAUUCUUUACCAUCUAUGGCAUCAAACACCUCAUUCUUUCCCUUCUGAAUCCAUUCUUACCCUCUCAAAUGUCGAAUUCAAACAAGGAUCCAAUUCCACGACAACCUUCCUACAGUUCCCUCUAUCAUAAUCCCCUUACAGAGCUCAAAAGUGAAGCCAACAAUAGCGUUUUGACCCUUCACAAUGGUCAAAACAAAGAGAAUUCUGAACCAAAUAAAGUAAAGACGAACUCGGAUCCUGUUGUAGAUAAGGAGAAUGUGGAUUCCAACAUAACAAUUGGAUGUAAGCCUACACCAAUCGCAAAAUCCCGCUUGAAAGAUAGGGCAUGGAAACCGUCUUCGUUGCAGCUGUGUAUGCAGUUGAACGACCCGAUUCCAAACUUCGGUUCAAGUUUCUAUGAACCGAUUGACUCCGGAAAAAACAAUUCCGGUAACAUUUGGGAUUAUUCCGAUUCCGAAGCUGCUCCAGCUUCCUCAUGGUCUACACUUCCCAACAGAUCGUUGUUGUGUAGGCCAUUGCCGGUGGAUAUCGGAAGGUGUACUUGUAUUAUCGUGAAGGAAAAAUCUGUUGACGGGAUUAAUGGCGGAAGUGUAUACACUCUGUACACUAAUGAAGGCCAAGGAAGACAAAAUCGGAAACUUGCUGUAGCUCAUCAUAGACGUCACAACGGAAGAUCUGAGUUCAUAAUUGCUCAGAAUACAAAAGGGAUAUUAUGUUGCGCAGAUGAUAGUUAUGUCGGAAGUGUAACUGCAAAUCUCAUGGGUUCCAAAUACCAUAUCUGGGAUCAGGGUCGACGUCUUAAUUCCAUGACUAAACACUCUAAACUUCUAGCAGCAGUAUCAUUUGUGCCUACGAUAGCAACAUGGACAGGAAGCUACAGGAGUAUGAAAGCGUGGCUUCCUAAACAUCAGUCUAUGCAACUGAAGAAUACAACUCAGGCUCAGCAUAUAAAUGGAUUACCUACUGGUUGGGAAGAGAGAAUGGAUAGAGUACAUCAGCUGUUUUCAAAAGUUCCAUGCUACAACAAUAUCACAAAGCAAUAUGAGUUGGAUUUCAGAAAUAGGGGAAAAUCAGGACUUAAAAUCGAGAGUUCAGUCAAGAAUUUCCAGUUGACUUUGGAGAAAAAUGGAAAACAAACAAUUUUACAACUUGGGAGGGUUGGAAAGUCGAAGUAUAUGAUGGACUACAGAUAUCCAUUGACCGGUUAUCAAGCCUUCAGCAUAUGUUUGGCUUCUAUUGAUUCAAAGCUUUGUUGCACGAUGUGAUGAUGAUAUUAUGAUCAUUUCUUAUGAAUUAUGAUGUCACUCAUAUUUAAAUAUUUUCCUAAGGCAAUUAACUAAUUUGUUUAUUGCAUUUUCAAUAAUAAUAAUAAUAUGUAUAUUAUUAUUAUUAUUAGACGUGGGACAAGGAAAUUUUAAUUACUUGGUUUGGAAGUAGAUUGUUUGAAAAAGAGUCAAUGAAAUUAGCCCAUACUUCCAGUCCAGUUGGCAUUUAUGUAUGCAGCUGAAGUGAAUAAGUCAAGUGUCUACUUGCUAGCUACCAGCCGACUACCAAAUGUAGGCAUUAUACAAGACAUUAAGUUCUGGUACAGCUUUUCAAUCAGUUUGGCAGGGUUGAUUAUCCAUUGAAAAUAUGUGGUCUCCACAAAAAAAAAAAUUAAUUUAAUUAAAUAAAACGGCUCAUUUUGUCAUUUUUCACUUAAAUUUAAAGUAGGCUCUAAAUUUGUUGAGUCGAAAUUAAUGUUUAAACAAAGAAAUCAAAUAGUUACAAGAUGAUUAGGGGUUUGGCAACACUAGUAUUCUAGUAAGAUUAAAAUCGC